CGGCUGAAGAAGUUACAAUCCACAGCGGCCAUCGUGUCAGCUCUCAGCUGGCUGCUUCUGCGAAACGACAUCGUCUAAACUGAUCGUUGCAGUCUAUCUUCAUUGCACACGUGGCGACAUCCCCGUACUCGGAAUCAGUCCUCCAGUUCCAGUACCCAAAAAGUUCUGCAGAGCAUCUCUGCUCGAGUUACAGCUUCCCACCUACUGAUACAGAGAAAGUCGGCUAACGGGAAGCGCUGUCGGCAACCUGGAAGAUCGGAGGCUCAUCUGGGCGGUGGAGCUGAGAUGAAUUUGUAAGCUAAUGAGAAGAAAGGCCUGAGGAAAAGAGGAGGAGACGAAAGCUAAGCAAAUAUGCAGGGGUUGAGUCUCCAAAGAUCGCCAUUCAUUUCGCCGGCGAGGUUUCCGUCCUUGACUCCGGUGGAUUCAUUGCCGUGUCGGUGUUGCGUUAGCUUCUCCACAUCGAAACCCAUCUCUACUUCAACUAGAUUCAGAGAUAUCACAAGGCUCAAUUCCGCCCUUCGGACGGUUAGAGCUCAGGCAUCCAACAUUAGCGUUGGAUCAGGGGGAUAUGAAGGUCGGGAGGAGCAAGAUAAGCAGGAAAAGUUGGUGAAUGGACCAACUGACAGUUCAUCUGAAAUCGCGAAACCUCCCACCAAAAUUCCUUAUCCCUUAUCUAUAGCUCUUGUGCUACUUGGAUGCGCUGUGGUAUAUUCCCUUAUAGUCUUUGUGAAGGGUAAACCUUCUGCUAUCUUGGCUGCAAUCUCAAAGUCGGGAUUAACUGCUGCAUUCUCGUUGAUAUUUGUGUCGGAAAUUGGGGACAAGACAUUUUUUAUUGCUGCACUCUUGGCUAUGCAAUAUGAGAAAGGACUGGUUCUUUUGGGCUCAAUGGGCGCUCUUUCACUCAUGACCAUCUUGUCAGUUGUCAUUGGACGUGUAUUCCGGUCAGUGCCGGCUCAAUUCCAAACAACCCUUCCAAUUGGAGAAUAUGCAGCAAUUGCUCUUCUCUUGUUCUUUGGGCUAAAAGCAAUCAAAGACGCAUGGGAUCUUCCAUCAGCCGAGGCGAAGAAUGGUGAAAAGAACAGCCCUGAGCUAGAUGAAUAUGCUUCAGCUGAGGAGCUUGUGAAGGAAAAGCUAUCAAAGCCGCUCACAAAUCCAUUUGAGAUCGUCUGGAAGUCAUUCAGCCUUGUAUUCUUUGCUGAAUGGGGAGAUCGCUCAAUGCUUGCCACGAUCGCCCUUGGUGCUGCUCAGUCUCCAUGGGGUGUUGCAACUGGAGCCAUUGCCGGACACCUGAUUGCUACAUCUAUCGCUAUAGUUGGGGGCGCAUUUCUUGCCAACUACAUCUCUGAAAAGCUUGUUGGCUACGUAAGCGGAGCGCUCUUUCUCAUUUUCGCUAUCGCUACAUUUUUCGGCGUCUUCUAAUGAGAAUCGCUGUGGGAGUCCAACCAUAGUGCACUGUGGUUCAACUUGCAGAGGGACGGUGCAGCUCCAACUCUGGGGGAUGUUGGGCAGAGAGCUAUCGAACAAGCAUUAACGUUUCCCAUGUGUGAAUUUGUAAUCAUACACUCAUAGUGUGACAGAGAGUUGUUCAACUAAUAACCUAUCUUUGGAGGCAAGAAGGUGUACCAUUUCAUUGUAUUGUAGUAGAAGAGUCCCAAAAUGUCGAGUGUCACUGGGAGUUUUGUUGUAACAGUAGAUCGAUCUCUUUAGGAACCUCAGUUAGACUCUGUUCUUGCAUUUGAGAGGACGAACUUCUUGGUAAUGACAAAUUUGUGCUAGUAGUUCUUCAUUGUCUUCUCACUAGUGACUUAAAAACUUCUUUCAAGCAUCUUUUGCUUCUGGCUCAGCUUCUGCCAGCCGCAUUUUUGCCUUGUGACAUUUCCCCUUGUUAGUUUGCUCCAUAGACCCAUGUUUGUGCGGAUGAGAAGUUAAAUGAGUGGUACAGAAAACGCCACGAGUCCUUGGAAGAACAACCAACAUCUUCUUCUUCUUCUUCUUCCCCACUGAUGUACAAGUCCUCGGACUGGGAGUUCCAAAACUUGAAGCCAGAAAAGAUGUCAAGGGCGCCAUCGUUUUCCAUCCAUGGCGAUAUCAGCUGCUCUCUUCCACAACGCAAUCUCACUUCUUUCACCUCCCAAUUCAGAAUGAAACCCUUCCCUAAAUUUUCAACAACAAUGAUGGGCGCUUGCUCAUUUUCAAUAAGACAGAGAGCCACCAGUGGCGGUCGGAGAAAGUCGUCAGCUUUCACCUCGGCAGCCGCGGCAGGAGGUGGAGGAGUGCCGCACCCGCCGCUUGAUUUGACAGAGGAAAAUGUUAGACUGGUGUUGGCUGAAGCCAGAGGCGAGCUUGGGCAGCUGUUCGACGGCGAAGUUGGGAUAACAGGGCAAGCUGAACUUGCUGAGUUAGAUGGGCCAUUUGUGAAGAUUAGUCUCAAAGGUCGGUUCUGGCACGAACGAUCCAUGAUUCUUGCUAGGCUUGGCAAUUAUCUGCAGCAGCGAAUUCCUGAAAUCUUGGAAGUUGAGAUUGAGGACGAGAAAAUGUUGGACGACAGCCCUGCAAAUUUCUGAGGCGCGAGCUGCAUUCCGCGCGGGAAGAAAGGAUGAAAGAUCUCUGUGCCCUGUCUUUAACACUAUCCAUCCAAGGGUUUACAGGGUCCUAGCUAGAGCCAUUGAUCUCUACGACUGUCACUGUAGUGUCUCAUUUCGAGGUUGUCUAAUAAUCGAUGCUUCUCUUUUUCCGAUCCAAAUCGUCUGUGCAAUGCGUUAUGUACGAUCCAAUCGUGAUCGAAGCCUUGUCAGGAAACGAAAGCUGUUCACUUUGAUGAUGGGGAGAUGAUCCAAUGGCAAUCAGGUGGUCCGGACUCUGGACAGACACUCUGAACCUGAGGCAUUCUUUCUUAUAAAAACUGGGGGGAGUCGCAGUAAAUAAUCAGAGUGAAAUAAUUAGUUACAAAACUUGACCAGCCCCUCCUUUUUUUGGCUCUUGAUCUCUGUUUCUACGUGUAGUAAGUGGUAUCAUUCAGUGGGAAACAAAUCAAUCAGAUAUACACUGCUGAGACCGGAACCGUCUAUUUGACAGCAUUUCAACAAUACGCUUCUCGAGCCUCGCCGCUCCUUUGCCAGGUCUCAGAACAUUGGCAUCCCCCCAAACCGAACAAGUACCGUUCGCAGGGUCUCCUAAGCACCACCCACCAGGCACAAUUUCCCCAGGGCUUCUCCCAAGGACGUCACUGUCGAUCCGGUCAAGCACCGGAUCGUCAGGCUGGAACUCGGUGGCGAAUGCAGCUCCACUCUUGAUCAUGGCAUCAAAGUCGGUGGAGUUUAGGGCACGGGGCUCCUGCCUGAAGGACUGAUCCAGGAUUUUGUACUGCAAGUCCUGGUUUAUGACCGUCCUGUUGAAUUGAGGAGAGUUGCAUAGCAGUGUGGGGAAGUAGCUGCUUAUGGAAGACAUUGUGUUUGAGAAGUACAUCAGCAAGAUCCUCGGGAGGUUGUCUGUACCGAGGAUGCUGUGCUCGACGAAGCUACGACUGAGAAAUGAGAAGGAAGAGCCUGCAGGACAGAAAAGUAACUGGUGUUUCAGUCAUCUACGUCUCGAAUUUCCGGUGGACAGCAGCACAACAUAGUUUAAGAGAGAUUGAAGUUACACGCAGCAGUCUUUAACUAUGAAAUCAAAUGGCAAUUAACCAUAAUCAUGUAAUAAACCGCUCAUCAACCAAAAAUGACACAGGAACUGUCAUUUACAGAACCUGCAACCUUUGCUUGUUCAAGAAGGGAAGGCUUAGUUCACUAAUAAGAGUUUCCAACUCGAACAGGACUAAACCUAGGCCGUCUUUUGUCCAAUUGAAGAACACAACACACUAAUUAGGGAAAGUUCAGAAGGCAACAACCAUUAUGAAGUGCAGACAUUAAACAGGCUUCUCCACAAACAACAUCCUAUCCAUGCCAUAUGCAAUCCUGAAUCCGGAGCCGUAAUUGGAAACAGCCUCAUCUCUUUGAACCGCAUUUUCACUCCCAAUGCAGACGCCAUCAUCCACAUUCCUAUAUAGCUCUCUCUCUCUCUCAUUAUCUCUCUUCCCGCUACUCCAUAAAACUUGGUACUUUUGGCCCCCAGAAUCAUGGGAAAACAAACACCCUGAAAAGCUACAUAGAAAAAGGAAAAACACAGACCUGUAAAUAGCUUGAAAGAAGUAGGCAACGGUCGCCGCUGUGUGGCAUGGAACAUGUAGCUUUUCUCGGCCAGAUAAAGCCCUGGAUCAACAAUGAUUGGUUUCAAUCUUCUAGACUCUUUCCAGCCAAUGUAAUUACUGUGACUCACGAAAUUGAGACCUUUGGGCAAGUAGGCGAAAAUAGUGAAGGAAAGUUACCAUCUUGGGUCACAAGAGGGUAAUCGGCGGCUCCCAGGCUGACAAACCAAUCCCAAUUCUUUGACAACUUCAGCAACAGAGAAGCUCCGUGUAAAGUAGCCGCAACCGGCGACGACCCUCUCCGGUAAGUAAAAUCCGGUUUCCCAAUCACAUCCACAUUCUGGGCGGCCCGAAAAACAGGGACCGAUUCGACGGCCAGGGCCAGCCUGUCCCGUUCCGACGGCGGGGCGGAGAGGUCGAGGUGGAGCAAGUAGAGGUUUUUCGGGUGGUAGACGGCGGAAAGGAGGCGGAGGAUCCGACCGGAGUCACCUUUGGAUCCGGUAAUCAGGUAGGCGACGGAAGGCGGGGCGGGAUCGGAAGGGAUUUUGGAGAAGGUGGGCUGCCGGGUCGGGAAGAGGCGCGGGUCGGGUCGGGUACCGGCGGAGGAGGAGGCGGAAUUGGGAGAAGAGGAUGAGAGGGAGAAGAUGAAGAGGAGGGAGAAGAGGGAGAUGGUUAGGAGAACGGAGAUGUUGGUGGGUCUGCGGCCGUUGUCCUUGCCGGCGGCGGUGGGGGUCGUUGGGCGCGGCGACGGCGGCGGUUGUUGGUGCUGGUGUUGCAUUUGCAUCUUGUUUCCGCCGAUCUGGAGUGGGGAAGGAGUUGUGUAUUGGUUUGGGAUGUCGUCUAUAUGUUUUCUUCUAUCUAUGGGCUGACGAGAUUCUUUUCUUGCUUGGGUGUAUCAGUCGGAGUUCCCAAUUUCCUCGGAGGAGGGUUGUGGUGUUCGGUCUGGUCUCUCGGCCUCAAUUAUUGGGCUGUGUCGUGGUGUCGGAGUCUUCUACUCUUAC
This is a messenger RNA of Linum tenue, 5181 nucleotides long. The record is from the annotation of a GenBank genome assembly. NCBI's taxonomy places the organism in Eukaryota, Viridiplantae, Streptophyta, Magnoliopsida, Malpighiales, Linaceae.